Messenger RNA from Ipomoea triloba (trilobed morning glory), 3796 nucleotides. Its product is annotated as pentatricopeptide repeat-containing protein At1g52620. Gene Ontology annotation, molecular function: protein binding. Bases 56 to 2539 code for a protein of 827 amino acids. NCBI's taxonomy places the organism in Eukaryota, Viridiplantae, Streptophyta, Magnoliopsida, Solanales, Convolvulaceae. The transcript has 3 exons. The record is from RefSeq and is a predicted model, not a curated record.
UCUGCAUCGCUUUGUAAGCCUGAUUUUCCCCAUUUGUUCUUUUCACUGAUCUCACAUGUCGAAGAGCCUUCUUUCUCGUAUAAAGCCCCUGUGCAACCAGAAACCCAAUCGCAGUUCACCCUCGAGCCUCCGAGUCGCACCCCGCAUCAAGGAACUCGUCAUUCAGGUUUGCGAAAUUCUCAGAACUCAAAGCCAUUGGGAACAUAAUCUCGAGACCCGCCUUUCGGAGGCCCAAGUGGUUCCAUCAGAAAUUGCCCACCUUGUGUUCGACAAAAUUCAGGAUGCUGAAUUGGGCUUGAAGUUCUUUGAUUGGGUCUCCCAGAGACCCUACGGUUGUCCCCUUGAUGGCUUUGCAUACUCUUCUCUAUUGAAGCUACUCGCAAAGUUCAGAGCUUUCCCGGAAAUUGAAGCCCUGUUGCUGGAGUCUACAAAAUGUGAAGAGACGUUGCCUACAAGAGAGGCAUUCUGCCACGUGAUUCAAGCUUGUUUGAAUUCCGGGUUGGUUGACAAAGCUCUUCAACUGUACUCAUUUGUGUUGAAAACCUAUAAUUUGCUUCCAGACAUAGUCGCGUGUAACUCUUUGCUUCAUGCGCUUGUGAAUAAUGGUCGAGUUGAAGUUGCGAGGCGGGUGUAUACUGAGAUGGUUAGGAGGUAUAAUGGUAUACAAAAUCAUUGUUUGGAUAAUUAUAGCACUUGUAUAAUUGUGAGGGGCUUGUGUAAAGAGGGUAAGGUUGAUGAAGGUAGUAAACUUAUCAGGGAUAGAUGGGGAAAGGAUUGUGUUCCAAAUAUUGUGUUCUAUAAUAUACUGAUUGAUGGGUAUUGCAAAAAGGGUGAUAUUAAGAGUGCUUAUAAACUUUUCCAGAAUUUGAAUUUGAUGGGCUUUUUGCCCACAGUGGAGACUUAUGGAGCAAUGAUAAAUGGGUUUUGCAAAGAGGGAAGUUUUGAGAAAGUUGAUGAGCUUUUGAGAGAUAUGGUUGCUAGGGGUCUUUCCGUCAAUGUCCAUGUCAAUAACACCAUAAUCAAUGCUAAAUAUCGGCAUGGUUUUGCAUUGAAACCACUGGAUGUUAUUAGGAAAAUGCUUGAAGAGGGCUGUGAGCCUGAUUUGGUGACAUAUAAUACUUUGAUAUCUGCUUCAUGCAAGGCUGGGAAAAUUGAGGAGGCUGAAAAGCUUCUAGGGAAUGCAAGAGACAGGGGAUUGGUGCCUAAUAAGCGUAGUUACACUCCAUUGAUGCAUGUGUAUUGCACACAGGGAGAUACUGACAAGGCUUCAGAUCUGCUUCUUAAGAUGGCUGAACUUGGUGAUCCACCUGAUCUGUCAACUUAUGGAGCGUUUAUCCAUGGUUUUGUACACAAUGGGCAUGUUGAUGUUGCCUUGAAUAUUCUAGAUAGGAUGAUUGAGAAGGGUGUAUUACCUGAUUCUGGCAUCUAUAAUGUCUUGAUGAAUGGGCUGUGCAAAAAAGGGAAGCUUCUUGCUGCCAAGCAGCUUCUUUCUGAGAUGCUUUAUAACAAAAUAUUACCUGACAUGUAUAUUUAUGCCACUCUAUUGGAUGGAAUCAUAAGAAGUGGAGAGCUGAAUGAGGCAAAGAAGCACUUUGAACAUGCACUUGAGAAAGGUGUAAAUCCUGGGGUUGUAGGUCAUAACGCAAUGAUAAAGGGAUACUGUAAGUUUGGGAUGAUGAAUGAGGCUGUGUCAUGUGUGUGUAGGAUGAAAAAGAUGAAUACUUCUCCUGAUGAGUAUACUUAUUCCACUAUAAUAGAUGGAUUUGCAAAGCAACAUAACUUGGGUGGUGCAUUAACAACAUUCUGUCAAAUGGUGAAACAGAAGUGUUUACCAAAUGUGGUCACUUAUACCUCUCUAAUUAAUGGGUUUUGCCACAUUGGUGACUUUCAAAGAGCACUAAAAUAUUUCCAUUAUAUGCAGUCAAAUGGUUUGAUUCCUAAUGUUGUUACUUAUACUAUAUUGAUAGGUGGCUUUUGUAAGGAUGGAGAACUUGCAAAAGCAGCAUCCUUGUUUGAACGAAUGCUAAUUUCCAAGUGCUGUCCAAAUGAUUAUACCUUUAAUUGUUUGGUUAAUGGAUUUUCAAAUUAUACACAAUCCGUAGUCCUGAAGGAAGGAAAUAAUACUCAGAACUGCAAGAAAUCAAUGUUUUUAGAUGCUUUUAAAAGGAUGGUUUCAGAUGGAUGGCUUCCCAAAACUGCUGCAUAUAACUCAAUUAUUAUUUGUCUUAGUUUACAUGGGAUGUUAAAAGCUGCGCUGCAAUUGCAGGGAAAUAUGGCCAGUAAAGGUCUUUGCAUGGAUUCUGUUUCUUUUGCUGCCUUGUUGCAUGGCAUUUGCUUAGAUGGAAAGUCAAAGGAAUGGAAGAGCAUUAUUCCCUGCAAUUUAAAUGAACCUGAACUCUGUAUUGCUUUGAACUACUCUCAAAUAUUUGAUCAGUACCUAGCUCACGGUAUGAACUUUGAGGCUUCAGUAAUUUUGCAAAACUUGGUCAAUGAUUGUAAGUCUCAUUAUCUUCACAUGGAUAAUAUUGAAGUUUCAUAAAAAAAAAAGUGUUGGUUUCACUUGCCUUUCAUGCAUUUGCAAAUAUCUUUGAGAGAGUUGUGGGUGAUUGGAUGCCAAAGUCAUGGGUAAGCUAGUAAUUUUUUGGGUGUUGGAAAGACUCAUGAAAAGCAUGUAAGACAUUUGAAUCUGGGCAAUUGUAUGAAGCACAUGCUUUGCUGUACUUUUCGUGUGAAGCACUGAAGAACAAAAAGCUGAUAGAAGUGCUUUUUGUUUAACUUGUAAAAAUCAGCUUACCAAUCCCAAGAAAUCGGUUCCAAAUUGUCAGGCAUUCAGACCACAGCUCCCUGUAUUUUUCUCUCUUUCUCCUGCUUCUCUCCCUUCAAGCACAGAAUGGUAGAGAAAACUAUUCAUGGAGCUCCAGAAGCUCAUUAGCAGAUAUUCACAGCUUGCAGAAGAAGCAUAUCAACAACUACUACACAACCUCCGAGUCCAAAGGAUUUUCCCUUUGAACAUUGUAAUUGAAGGAAAUGCCAUAAAUUCAGAGUUAGGUUGAAAAGUCAGUCACUCAAUUUCUUAACCCAAAACGUUGAGUGUUCAUUUUCACAGUGGGUUGGAAUAAUUGGUGGUGCUCAAAUUUGACUCAAGGAGUGACGGACUGCCAUCAAGCUCAGUUGGGCUCAGUUCAACAAUGGGGGAAUUAUUGGACCCUUGACAAGCUGACCUUAUUGUGGCUUUCAGGGGUGACUACUGGGAAACUGCUACCAGAAGGGUUCUUCAAAGGAUGAAGAAAAACCCCAAGAGCAGGGUAGGAAGAUGUGAGGUUAAUAUCAGAGGCGCAAAUUUCAGUCUGCAGAUAUGGAAGCUACCAAAAAUAUUUGGAAAUGACAGUCCGUUUGGCUCUUCGUUUUUAAUCUAGUCUAUUAACUAUUAGGCUAAGGUUUGAAGGAUAAUUAUCUUGUUUUCAGAUGCAGAUCAAGAGAAAAAGAGACAAGUUUGCAGCCAUAAACAAAUGGCUUGUGAAGUCUGGACUACUAUAAAGUGAGUGAUUCUUGGUGGCAGAUGGGUUAUAAGCAACUUCUGGUUUUAAUACUUCUAUUAAGAAUUGGGAUAAAAGGAUGGGUUGAGGGAGAAGGGAGGUACAGAGCGAAUAUCAAUUCCUUUCUCACCCCGACCUGAUCAAUAGGUUGAUUGCGAGAUUCACAAUUUACCUCUGUAGUGACUCUAAGUAUAUACAAAAAAUAAUUAUUUUGAUUUUGAUUUCCAUCUACUAUUAAAUAGUCUAUUUUUAUUAAAAUU